Messenger RNA from Mesocricetus auratus (golden hamster), 1880 nucleotides. RefSeq names its product olfactory receptor 18-like. Gene Ontology annotation, biological process: G protein-coupled receptor signaling pathway. NCBI's taxonomy places the organism in Eukaryota, Metazoa, Chordata, Mammalia, Rodentia, Cricetidae. The transcript is spliced from 3 exons. The coding region runs from base 185 to 1231 and encodes 348 amino acids. Gene Ontology annotation, cellular component: membrane. The record is from RefSeq and is a predicted model, not a curated record. Gene Ontology annotation, molecular function: G protein-coupled receptor activity; olfactory receptor activity.
GGAGUGAUGAGCAAAUUGGCAAAGAAUGGGCUUGCAAAACCAGCAGAGACAGCUGAUCUGAAUAGGGGAGCGCUAGUGGACCCCAGACCGUCAGCGGGGAGGUCAGCAUGGGACUGAUCUGGACCCCCCAAAUUGUUCUUGCAUCAGGAAGCUCUCACUAUUAUAUUCACUUCAGGAUUCAAGAAUGAGCUUGAGUCAUCACCAGUCAAGAAGCAGGGGAGGUUUAUCAUAUCUACCACCCUUCAUCAUGACCACACAGACCCAAAAUUUGCUCACAAGAUGUUCAAGAAAUAAAAACAUGCAAAACACAACAUCUGUUUCAGAAUUCCACUUCAUUCAACUCUCAGAGGAUCCAGACCUACAGCCUGUUCUCUUUGGCCUAUUCUUGUCCAUGUACAUCUUGGCCCUGUUUGGAAACCUGCUCAUCAUCCUGACAGUAAGCUCUGACGCCCAUCUCCACACACCUAUGUACUUCUUCCUCUCCAACCUGUCCAUGGUUGAUGUUGGUUUCAUCUCCACCACUGUUCCACGGCUGAUUGCGGACAUCCAGACUCACUGCCCAGUCAUCUCCUACAUGGGCUGCCUGAUACAGAUGUCACUGUUUGUAAUUUUUGCAUGUAUGGAUGACAUGCUUCUGGCUGUGAUGGCAUAUGACAGGUUUGUGGCCAUCUGCCACCCUCUGUAUUACCAGGUCAUUAUGAAUCCCAGUCGCUGUGGUGUCUUACUUCUAGGGUCAUUUAUCGUUAGUCUUCUGGAAUUACUGUUGCACUAUUUGGCAGUAUUAAAAAUUUCCAACUUUGGGAAAGAUAAUGUAAUUUCUAACUUCUUCUGUGGUUCUUCUGAAGUCCUCAAACUUGCCUGUUCUGAUAGUGUCAUCUGUAACAUAGUCAGAUAUUGUAUAAGCACCAUCUUUGGGUUACUUCCUAUUCCAGGAAUCAUUUUCUCUUACUUUAAAAUAGUUUCCUCCAUCAUGAGAUCAUCAUCAUCAAGUGGGAAGCACAAAACCUUCUCCACCUGUGGGUCUCAUUUGUCCGUUGUAUGCCUGUUUUAUGGAACAGCACUAGGAGUGUCCUUCAGCUCUUCUCUAUCACAUUCUCUAAGAAGUAAUGCAGUGGCCUCAGUGAUGUACACUGUGGUCACUCCUAUGUUGAAUCCCUUCAUCUACAGCCUGAGGAAUAAGGACAUUAAAACUGCCUUAAGGAAGAUUCUUAGCAGAAUGUCAAAUCAUUGACAUUCUUUAUAAAUUCACAUUUUAUAUCUAUUCAUUAAAUGUAUAUGUACAUCCCAGCUAAGGUGUCAACACAUUGUAAUUAACUGAUACUUCACAAUAUUGCAUGUGGUUAUUGACGCUGCAAUAUGGUGAUGGGCAGUUUUAGAAAUGAACAAAAAUUUGAAAUUGCAGAGAUGAAACUUUUCUAGGGAUGAUAGAUGCAGAUUUCUGAACAACUCCUUACAAUACAAGUGUAAUCAACACAUUAAAACUAUCAAAGGAGCCACAUUAAAGGGGCCAUUCUGCUGAAUUGUGUUUUAUAAAUGACAGAGUCCCAGACUUGUCAACCAGUGUGCCUGAACAGGGCCUGCACAAGAAAGACAUGAUUAAACAUGCCUAUGUGAAAGGGGAAAGAUUAGCAGGCCUCAUUCUUAGAGAAAGAAUUAUUUUUAAGUCCCUAAAUUAUUUAUUGAUUUGAUAAAUUGUAAUAUGUUACUAUUUUGUUGUGUAAUUUCUUCAGAUGAAUCAAUGUUUUAAAUUUAUUUUUUAAAAUUUCAUUUUACAUUGCAACCAAAAUUCUCAUUCCCACCUCUCCUCCUCCCCUUUCCUUUCUCAAGCCCACCCCAUAUCAAUUUCCAACAGGUAAAGUCUCCCAUGUGGAGUCUUCACA